Messenger RNA from Calliphora vicina (urban bluebottle blowfly), 2133 nucleotides. Its product is annotated as major facilitator superfamily domain-containing protein 6. Gene Ontology annotation, cellular component: membrane. NCBI's taxonomy places the organism in Eukaryota, Metazoa, Arthropoda, Insecta, Diptera, Calliphoridae. The coding region runs from base 240 to 1871 and encodes 543 amino acids. The record is from RefSeq and is a predicted model, not a curated record. The transcript is spliced from 4 exons.
UGAGGGAAACUGUCGAAUGGAAAGUGUCUAUGGCUGGUCUACAACAGUUAGCUGAAACCGCUCAAAAGUGUAACAUGAGAAAAGUGUAAGAAAACUCUGAAGAAAAAAAGCAAGGAAUACAGAAAAUGUAUUGGAUGUAAAGAUUUUGAAUUAACUGGCAAACUGUGAUAUCCCAAUAUUCUUCCUAACUGAGACCAUUAUAUAGUUACUCUAGAUCUUUAAUAGAAAACAGUGUUAAAAUGGUUAAACUCAAUAAACGUCUAUUUCCUAUUAAGGCUCAUUAUUUCUUUUUUAUGGCGGCUAUGGGCCCCAUUUUACCCCAAUUGUCUGUGUGGGGCAAACAAAUUGGCAUAGCACCCGAGGUAAUGGGUUACAUUACCUCCAUAUUGCCCAUGAUGUAUAUUAUAGCAAAACCUUUGUUUGGUUUUGUGGCCGAUUAUUUUACGCAUUUUCGUAAAUUAAUUUUUAUUGGCUUGAUUAUGGCCAUGACUUUGGCUUAUGCUGGUUUUUAUUUCGUGCCCCAGCCACAGUCAUCAUCUAUACCCUUGCAUGAAGCUUGGAAUGUGACAUUAAAUUUAAAGGAGUUGCCGGUUUGUAAUGAUGAGCUGUUAAGCCAAACGAAUUUGUGCAGCACUACCCACAAUGCCCAGUGCAAAGAUGAAAUCUCUAACUUCGAAGCCUUUUUCGUGGAUAUAUUUAAUCCAGCCAUUAACUAUCUAAAUCUAACAUCAAACUAUGAAAAAUCUACCUUGCAAUUGCAUGUAUGUGUGGGCGAAUCCUUUAACGCCACCAACAAUCUGACUUCCUUCAAUGGCACCUGCGACUUCCAAACUGAACUGCAAGCAAAGUGUCUUUAUACAUCAGCUGCCUUUUGGCUUUUUGUGUUAUUAAUGUGUGCGGGUACAAUUGGUUUCAAUGUCACCAAUUCCAUAUCGGAUGCCAUUUGUUUCGAUAUGUUGGGCGAUAGUGAGGAGGACAAGUAUGGAGCCCAGCGUGUUUGGGGUACCAUUGGAUUUGGUCUUACCGCCUUGGUGUCCGGCAUUGCAGUAGAUUAUUGGACUCUGGGUGAUGUGAAAAGUAUUGUGCCGGCCUUAAUUAUCAUGUUGGUAUUUAGUGGCUUUGAUUUAUUAAGUGUUUCCAAGCUGAAAUUGCCCAAGUUAUCCUCUUCAGAGUCCAUAUUCACAGAUGUCUGGGAACUGAUUAAACAGCCAGCCAUAACCACAUUUUUGGUCUUUGCCACCAUAGCUGGCAUUAUUGAUUCCUUCAUUAUUUAUUUCAUGUUUUGGCAUCUGGAAGAGGUGGCCGCCGAAACUGGUUUUAUGCAUCAAAUCAAAUUGAUUGAGGGUUGUGUAGUGGCGGCCGAAUGUUUGGCCGGUGAGGUGCCCUUCUUCUUUUACAGUGGCAAAAUCAUUAAGAAAUUGGGUUAUAUUCACUGUAUGAGCUUGUGUUUCUUUUUCUAUGCCGUGCGUCUGGCUCUAAUAUCCUGGAUACCCAAUCCCUGGUAUUUGGUGGGUGUGGAACUAUUCUUUCAGGGCUGCACUUAUGCCCUCUGCUACACUUGUAUUGUGGCCUAUGCCUCGGCAGUUGCUCCGCCCGGUACUUCAGCCACUGUACAAGGCCUUAUGGCCGGCAUGGAUGAUGGUUUGGGUUUUAGUAUUGGCUCUCUGAUCGGAGGUCUCUCUUUUAAGCGUUUCGGUGGUAGACGUAGUUUCAUGUAUUUCUCCAUAGUUGCCAUUUGUACUUGUAUUGCUCAUAUUCUGGUGAGACCUUCGUCUAGAAAACGUCAAUAUUUGCCUAAAGCCGGUUAUCAACUGCCAAAAGAUCAGGCAGCUGUGGCCUUGGAUCCAGUAACAGAAGAGGUUAAAGCGUAGUCUAGUUAUUUAGUGGUAUGUGACCAUGAUUUUGACAUAUGACAAUCAGUUGUAUAUUAUUUAUACAUAAGUUUCUGCAUAUCUUUUUGUUAUAUUCUUAUUAUUAUUAUGAAUACAGUUUUUAUGUAUUUUAUUCGAUGAAAAGUGUUCGUACAUAAGUAGUACGAUUAUAUAUUGUAAAUUAUUGUAAAUUGUGUAUAACAGUUUUGUAUUUGUAUUUUUUAUAUGUAAAAAUAAGAACAAAUAAAUUUUUUAAUAUGAA